Molecule: messenger RNA, 3402 nt
Organism: Pecten maximus
Lineage: Eukaryota; Metazoa; Mollusca; Bivalvia; Pectinida; Pectinidae
Exons: 2
Coding region: 286-2244 (652 amino acids)
Molecular function (GO): ubiquitin-protein transferase activity
Source: RefSeq, a predicted model, not a curated record
UCCUGAAUUUUUUACUUGUUCAACAGACAACAAAGCUAGUAAAAUUCCAUUGUCUGGUGGCCAAAUCCACUCAAAUGGUCAAGUACAUCCCUCAGCCCCAAUAAUAGCAUAUUGUAUACUAUACUGUAUACCACAGUGCCACACAACACAAAUAAAUUCUGAAAUUGCCAGUUCAAAAUAGAUGGAUAUAACCUAAUAUUUAACUUUUAAUGAGACCACUGAUGUUGCUAAUGAUUGUUGGUUUAAUAUCAACUUUAACUGUACAACAUUUUUUAUAUAUACAGGAUGGAAGACUUUUUAAAAGAUAGAGGUGUGGAAGGAGCAAUAAUUGAAAAAAUGAAAGAAGAAGGUAUUGAUGAGGCUGUUGUGUCCACAAUGACCGUGGAUCAGCUCAACAAAUACAUCCCUCGAUAUGGAGACUGUUUAGCUGCUAUUGCAUUUUCGAAAAAACAACUGACAAGCAGCGGUAUUUGUGAAUCUGAAACUUCCAAAGGUCGCAGAAUGUCACUGCGUGACAGACUCAUGGCAAAAUUGCAAGGGAAAAAGGGACUGGAUGAACAUACAAGAAGGUCAGUUCCUCAAGAAGGAAAUAGAAAUGCAAAAAAGCAUACCAAGAAAAUUGAACUUGGAUGGCUUCAUUCAUAUGGAUCUUGUAACAUUCUGAAACAGGUCAGGUCACCAAGUGGAGGUGGUACUAGAACAAUAGACAUUGAUGUGAAUUCAACAGUGUCAGAACUCUUGAAUACAGCUAUAGCCCUUUUUUUCCCUAAUGGAAAGUCUAAAAAGGGUAAUGAAAAUGAUUUCAACUUCUAUAUUGCGAAUCAGACUCAGGAAAAACAGGAGGGCAGUUUGACUAUAAAACAAAUAUAUGAAAGUACCAAACUGAAGAUCCUUCGAUUUUAUUUGGUAAGUUCUGCGGUUGUUACUACCUCAGCAGACAUUUGUGGACAUGAACUCCUACAAAAAGGCGAAGAAGGCUCACUGAAAUGUAUCCCUGAUACAGACCCUGAUAGAGAAACAAAAGGUAACAAUUUGUCCAACGCUUUCGAGGAGUUACCAGACAUUUGUGAUACUGAGACUACAUUGUAUGUGAUGGAGUCAGAUUUACAAAGUCUUCAUUCAUUUACGAUGAAUGCAACUCAAAACGACAUGCUAACAAGUCCUAAUGCCAGUAACGAAACACUUUUUGACACAGAUUUUUUGAUUGAUUCUCCUGUAUCAACAAUUCCUGCCCAAGAGCAACCACUAAUUUCAACAAAGGUCGACAUCAAGAUACACAGAACUAUUGUACAAGAUGAAUUGAUCAUGUUUUUUAAAGAUCCAAAUGUGAUCAAUCAAAAUUUAACAUUUUCGUUUGUAAAUGAGAAAGGCCAAGAUGCUGAUGGAGUGUCCAGAGAUGCAUAUUCAGAGUUUUGGACAUCCUUCUUACUAAGGAAUACAGAUGGUGAGACCUACAGAGUCCCAGUACUAACAAAUGAUUACAGUCAUGAGGAAUGGGAAGCUAUUGGUCGGAUACUCUUGAAGGGAUUUAAAGACCACAGAUACCUUCCUAUUGGCUUGGCACCAGCUUUCCUUAUUGCAAUUGUGCACGGGGAGGAUGUUGUGACCCCACAGCAGUUGAAAAAUUCAUUUUUGCAUUACUUGUCCUCAUCGGAAAAAGACAUCAUUGAGUCUGCAUGUAAUGGUUCUUCAUAUGAUGAAGAUGAAUUAAUCAGUGUGCUCGACCGUUUCCAGUGUCACAGAAUUCCCAAUCAAGAAGAAAUGAGUUCAGCAAUUAUUCAGAUUGCUCAUAGGGUCCUUAUUCAAGAACCUAAAUAUGCACUUGAUGCUAUGAAAGGUGUCUGUGGGAAUGCACUCCAGUUAUUUCUACCGGAUAUCGAGUCUGUCAGUGCCUUAUAUGAAAGGUUAAACCCAAGUGUAGCAAAGGUGAUUCGUUUGUUGAAGGCUACACCAUCAACCAAGGAAGAAAACGCAAGCUUUGGAUUUCUUCAGAGAUUUAUUCGUGGAAGAAAUAAGGAACAGUUGAAACUCUUGCUCAGGCUGCUGACUGGCUCAGAUGUUGUAUGUGUUGACAAAAUAGACAUCACAUUUGUGGUUCGCUAUGGUAAAGGAAGGAUACCCACCAUACAUACAUGUGGACCUUCCCUUGAGUUACCAUCCACUUACAUAAAUUUCCCAGAUUUCAGAAGUGAGUGGGAGUCCAUUUUGAGUGACAAGGACAGCAUGAAAAUGAGCAUUGCUUGAGAGUCUUCUCAGAGUAGUGUUACUACACGUGCAUCAUUUAUGAUGAAGACAUCCUUUACACUUGAUUUAGUAUUAAUUUGGUUUUCUGAUCACAACUGGAACUUUUUACUAACAGUAGGUAGAACUUUCAUUACAUUGGUGCUCUAAUUGUUAUUGUUUGUUUUUAUCCCACGCCCAACAAAGUUGGCGGGGUAUAUAUACAAAUGGGUUCCAUUUGUCGUUUGCCCAGUUCCCUCAAUAUUCCUAAACAUACUUUAUGUAAGAAAGGAAAACAUUACAGAAGUGAAGGAAUUUUCCUUAAGAUUUUUUCUUAAAUCCUGUUAUGCUUUUCUUUGGAGAAUUUUAAGUAAAGGACUUUCCUGAAGUUCAGAAAUAUUGAUGAAGCCAGAGCCUGAUAGUUUGUUCUCCUCCAAUAUUUGUUUAGAUAUGUUAUUUUUUACAUUAAUGUUUUUUAUCUUUGUUUCUUUCUGAGUGUCAACAAAUGAUUGCAAGUGUUGUUGCUGUUUGAUCUUGUCACAGAGCCGUGAAGAACAUGGAUAAUACAACUCUGUCUUAAAAGGCAUGGUCACCUAUUACAUGUAUAUUACAUACUACACAUGGUAUGAUAUGAUCAUGGUCCUCUCAACAGUCAUUGAGUAUCAACUAUUUUGUAUAUGUUAUCAAUUUUUCAUUCAAGUUUUUAUGUUGUUGGAUGUUUUAGAGUCACCAACUAUAGUUUCAAUAAUUAUUUACUUUAUGUAUUUUUGCAUUGCAUAUUGUUUUUUAUACUGUAAGAUCAUGUUAUAUUUUGACAGUGUUUAUAGAUCAAAAUGAAUGGUGGUGUUCUGAUUGAUAUUAAGGUGCAAAAUAAAUAACGUGACUUGGAAGUAUACAAUAUACAUAAGGGACACUUUUAGAGGAAGUCAGUGACUCAAAGUUUCAUAAAUUACCAUAACAUAACUUUACAUGCAUGUAAAUUUUAAUGAUUGACCUAAAUUGUAUAGGUACAUUUGACAUUGUAUUAUUUUAAGAGGACAGAAAGUAUGAUAGUCCUUUUCCAACCUGCUUCAAGUAGAUGUUUUAUUCCAAAAUUAUUUUCAAGUGAUCUGUAUUAAUAAAAAAUGGAAAUCAAUCUUGUUUGCCUUUACUUGUGAUUUAACAAAAUCAGUUUAUUUUGUC